Molecule: messenger RNA, 2791 nt
Organism: Xiphophorus maculatus (southern platyfish)
Lineage: Eukaryota; Metazoa; Chordata; Actinopteri; Cyprinodontiformes; Poeciliidae
Product: tubulin beta-4B chain
Exons: 7
Coding region: 777-2114 (445 amino acids)
Biological process (GO): microtubule cytoskeleton organization; mitotic cell cycle
Cellular component (GO): microtubule; cytoplasm
Molecular function (GO): GTP binding; GTPase activity; structural constituent of cytoskeleton
Source: RefSeq, a predicted model, not a curated record
AAGAAUUAGACCUGUUUUUUGGUUUUUAUAGUGCUGUGAGUUAUACUUUAAUUGUCCCCCUACACCUGAAAUGAACGUACAGUAUAAUAAAAAAAUAUUGCAUUUUGGUUUUCUACUAUCAGACAAGGAUCCCACCUCCGUCCUUGUUAAAUAAUGAAUUAGGUGUAUCUGAGCAAACUCGAAAGCUAAGUUCAGGUUCACCAGCCACACCCAGGCCUCAUGACUGCUAAACCUGCGAGAUUAAAAAAUGGCUGAGUUUCUUUCUUGCUAACUUUUUUUCAAACUCAGAAAUUUCCUUUUUUUUCUUUUGGCGGAAGUUUACGCCUCCUUUUUUUCUACAAUUACCCUAAUACGUUUUGUCGUAGUAACCCUACUGAAAUAAAUCCUUGUUUAAUUAAGAAAGAUGAAAUAGCUCCAGGCUCGACUUAUUUUUUCUUUAGCGCCUGCGCAUUAAGUCCUACACGCUUGCAGGCGGAGUAAAAAGUAGUUCCCAUCAACGCCGUCUCGUUUAGGAAAAAUCACAAUAAUUCAGUUACUUUCUAAGAUGCACUCUUUAAGAUGCAUUAUCUAAAGUGAAUGAAGUAUUGAAAGUAUUUAUACCUAACAUAGAGAAUCGAUUUUAAAGGUCUGCUAUCGGACAAUAGAUAUUCCAGUAUCAAUCCGGACUUUCAUCCGUCAAAAAGCGAAGAGGAAGAAAGAGUUCCCUCCAUUAACGGAUUGCUGCGCGAGACUCAACUUUACUCGUUGGAUUAUUAGAAAGCUUUAUUUCCAUAAAAAUGAGGGAAAUUCUUCAUCUUCAAGCUGGUCAAUGUGGAAACCAGAUUGGUGCGAAAUUCUGGGAGGUAAUAAGUGACGAACAUGGCAUUGACCCAACCGGGGUGUACCACGGAGACAGCGACCUGCAGCUCGACCGGAUCAACGUUUAUUACAACGAGGCGUCAGGGGGAAAAUAUGUCCCUCGUGCUGUGCUGGUCGACUUGGAGCCAGGCACCAUGGACUCUGUGAGGUCUGGACCUUUUGGCCAAGUGUUUAGACCUGACAAUUUUGUUUUUGGUCAGAGCGGUGCUGGAAAUAACUGGGCUAAGGGUCACUACACCGAAGGAGCAGAGCUGGUGGACUCGGUCCUGGAUGUGGUGAGAAAGGAGGCAGAGGGUUGCGACUGUCUGCAGGGUUUCCAGCUCACCCACUCCCUGGGAGGAGGCACCGGCUCCGGCAUGGGCACGCUCCUCAUCAGCAAGAUCCGAGAGGAGUACCCAGACCGCAUCAUGAACACGUUCAGCGUGGUGCCGUCACCCAAGGUGUCGGACACCGUGGUGGAGCCCUAUAACGCCACCCUGUCUGUCCACCAGCUGGUGGAGAACACUGAUGAGACCUUCUGCAUCGACAACGAAGCGCUGUACGACAUCUGCUUCCGUACGUUGAAGCUCACCACGCCCACCUACGGCGAUCUGAACCACCUGGUGUCGGCCACCAUGAGCGGCGUCACCACCUGUCUGCGCUUCCCCGGCCAGCUGAACGCAGACCUGAGGAAGCUGGCCGUCAACAUGGUGCCGUUCCCCAGACUGCACUUCUUCAUGCCGGGCUUCGCCCCACUGACGAGCCGUGGCAGCCAGCAGUACCGGGCCCUGACAGUCCCUGAACUCACCAUGCAGAUGUUCGACGCCAAGAACAUGAUGGCGGCAUGCGACCCGCGUCACGGCCGCUACCUGACGGUGGCCGCCAUCUUUCGCGGCCGCAUGUCCAUGAAGGAGGUGGACGAGCAGAUGCUGAACGUUCAGAACAAGAACAGCAGCUACUUCGUCGAGUGGAUCCCCAACAACGUGAAGACGGCCGUGUGCGACAUCCCGCCACGCGGCCUCAAGAUGUCUGCCACCUUCAUCGGAAACAGCACGGCCAUCCAGGAGCUGUUCAAGCGCAUCUCGGAGCAGUUCACCGCCAUGUUCCGCCGCAAGGCCUUUCUUCACUGGUACACCGGCGAGGGCAUGGAUGAGAUGGAGUUCACCGAGGCGGAGAGCAACAUGAACGACCUGGUGUCCGAGUACCAGCAGUACCAGGACGCCACGGCCGAGGAGGAGGGCGAGUUUGAAGAGGAGGGAGAAGAAGACAUGGCAUAAGCAGCUCAUGUGGCAGCUUUGCUCCUGGGCUUCAUUGUUAGAUUUCACCAUUUCUUUCUUUGUUCAAAGUGUUAAACCAAUGACAAUUAAGGUGUGAUAAAUGUCACCAGUUUUGCUUGUUUUAAAAGUUUUAGAAUUGUUUUCAGGCUUUGCAGAAAACAUGUUAAAUAUUACAUUAGAAUUUUCUUCUGGAACAUACAUUUAUUAACCUGUAAUUCUGCUCCGUAGCAUUUUGAAUGUUUUGGAUAUUGAAGCUUUUUUCUGUGAGCCGUUUGUUUUUAUGUGGUCGCUCAUUUUUUGACUGGGACUGUGAGUGUUUUUCUGAAUGUUGUAACUCCUCCAGCCUGACCUCCACAUUGCCCGCUCACAAUGCAUUUCUUUAAAGCUGUUUAUUUUUCUACAUAAUCCUGACCAGUUGGUACAGAGCUCCCAGGUCUAGCCACAUGGGAGAAGAAAACACAACUAUAUAAUAUCUUGUGGUAACAACGUCAUUAUAAAGAGGUAUGGCCAAGCGUGUUUUUUAAUUCCCAUGUCACCGGAUGGGCUCUGUACGUUUGUCUAUCUUUGGAUUUUGUAAUUUUCAGUCUGUGGUGGAUUUAGGAUGGUUUCUUAAAUAGCUUUUCAUUAAUAACUUGAUGGAGUAACUUCAUAGAGUUUCAAAUAAAGAUUUUUACCCU